Bradysia coprophila is the source of this 1690-nucleotide messenger RNA. It is a transcript of the gene ppk29, whose product is annotated as pickpocket 29. Gene Ontology annotation, cellular component: plasma membrane. Gene Ontology annotation, biological process: sodium ion transmembrane transport. The record is from RefSeq and is a predicted model, not a curated record. Lineage: Eukaryota; Metazoa; Arthropoda; Insecta; Diptera; Sciaridae. Gene Ontology annotation, molecular function: ligand-gated sodium channel activity.
CUAUUUGAAGGCAAACACCCAAACGCUAACGUACAUUUUAUCCGACACCAUGGCUUAUAAAUUGAGGGAAAGAAUUUUUUACUUUCUGGACAAUGGCUACUGGCAUGGUAUAAGAUUUCUGGGAAGCAGAUGCCAAAUUUUUGGAAGGAUUUUCUGGCUUAUUGUUAUGAUUGCAUCUGGUAUCGGAAUGGCUACAAUAUUCAAAUUUACUCUGCAGAACUUUCAGGAAGAUGUGAUUAAUAUAAACGUUGAGACAUCGUUUCUGCACUGGCGCAAUACCUUUCCAGCCGUUUCAAUGUGCUUCACGAAAGGUGGUUCGGUCACUAGUCUUUUGGAAUUCAUGAGACAGUAUUGGCAAGCGAACAAUUUAACAAUUCCACAAAGUGAGUUAGCAUUUGCUUUGUGGAUUCGUACCUACCUUUUCGUUUCACCGAAUCAAAAUAUGGACGAAAAUGCUUUUUGUGAGACCCAGAACAGUACUUGCGGUUUCGAUGUUGACACAUUAAUGAAAGCGCUCGUUCCACAAAGUUGUUCUGAUUUCAUGUCCGAAGUAAAAUUUUUGGACCGACCUUAUGAUUGCGAAGACAUUUUUAAACCAAUGAAAACCGAAAUGGGGCAAUGUUUUACAGCUAACAGUCUUCUUUUUCACAAAUACGGCAAACAACUCCCAUUACAGUAUGGUCAGUCAGAUAAAAAGCGUACGUUGAGCUUUAAGUAUGAUGACAGAGAAGAUAUUUUCAAAUUUUUGUUGUACGUGCACAGUCCGGAAGAACUUCCUUAUUUUGACAUGGAACCAAUUUUCUUAAGCAAAGUAGCAACUCAAUUUGCUUUGGUUGAGACAAUUGAAAUAGUCAAUUCCAACGAAGUUCAACUCGAAAAUAUUGACAAACGGAGCUGUAGAUUUCCGGACGAAAAACUUGAUAAUUCAGUCUUACCCUAUUCGUUUUCAUCUUGCUUCACGGAUAAGCGCAUCGCUAUUGAAUUGAACCUAUGUAAUUGUACCCUUCAUACAUCGCCUAUUGAAUAUAAGGACCAAUACUGUGACUAUAAAGGGCUUCUCUGCAUUAGCGAAGCUGCGAUACCUGAGGUUUUCAAAGAAAGUUACAAAUCCGGCAAACUAUGCGUUGAGUCGUGUAUUGAAAUGCAAAUAAAUAAUCUCGGGGACUUGUAUGAAGAUGGUGGCCAGAAUACCAAUGCCACUGAAACGGAACAGACCGAGGCACUAGUUGUGAUUGAAAUAUCGAAUAUGCCCACUGUACGGUAUGUGCGGAAUGUGGCGAAAACUAGAUUGGAUUUUGUGGUAUCAAUUGGUGGAUUGGUAGGACUAUUUUUCGGAGCAUCAUUACUAAGUCUAGUUGAAAUUGUGUACAUUUGGCUAAUUAGACAAUUUUAAUAACCGAGAUUUUUUCGAGGUCAUAAUUUUUGUAGGACAGUUAUCGAAUCUAGUACUUGAUUUGAUCCAAUUUGUUAUUCUAUCGAAAGACUAAAAAAAAUUUUUUACUUCUUUUGUAAAUAAUAGCAUCUACAACCAAGCACUAGAACAAAAUUUUCAAGAGGGACCUGUAUAUGCAACCCUAAUAUGCUGUCAUCAUAAAAGAUUAGAGUUGCUGUGGUAUACUAUAUUUUGGACACUCAUGCGACACUUGUUGACAUUACUUUGUUUUCAAACACGGCAAAGUAAAAUAAACCA